Camellia sinensis is the source of this 2157-nucleotide messenger RNA. NCBI's taxonomy places the organism in Eukaryota, Viridiplantae, Streptophyta, Magnoliopsida, Ericales, Theaceae. The record is from RefSeq and is a predicted model, not a curated record.
AUGAGUGCCCUGCAAGGUGUAUUUUCAAUUGUAGGGGCAAUUGCAGGGAGAUUAGUUGAGCCAGUGAUGCUCCACGUUGGUUUUGUUUUUCGGUACAAGAAGAAGCAGGAGAAUCUGGAAGUUGAAAUUAAAAACCUUGAAGAGCUGAUAGAACAAAUCAAAGAAAAAGUUGACGAAGCCAUUACUCGUGGUGAAGAAGUUGAUGAACCUGUUUCAAACUGGCUAGCGGAGGUGGAAGAAAGAGUUUUGGAAUUUAAGGAUGAAAAUACUGUUAACGAAAACAUGCAGUGCUCUGUAUUCUUAUGUCCGGACUACAUCUCGCGUUACAGAAUGAGCAAGGAAGCCGAAAACAAGAUCGUAGAAGUAAAAAAGUUCACUCAGAGUGGCAAGUUUAGCACAGUUGCACUUCCUAAGCCAUUUGCUCAGGAACUUCAAUUCACAUCGUCAAGUACAAACUAUGUGAAUUUUGAGUCGCGAGAAUUGGUUUUCAAUAACAUCAUGGCAGUAUUACAAGAUUCCAAUGUUAAAAUGAUUGGAGUAUAUGGAACAGGAGGGGUUGGAAAAACGACAAUGGUUGAAGAGAUUGGCAAACUAGUGAAAAAUGGACUUUUUGAUGAAGUCGUUGUUGCAGUUGUCUCUCAGGACGCAAAUGUGAGCAAUAUUCAAGGGCAACUCGCUGAUCGCUUGAAUCUAGAACUAAAAGGGGAAACUGAAGUGGGAAAAGCAAGCAAAUUAUGGAAUAGAUUGAACAAUGGGAAGAAAAAUCUCAUUAUAUUGGAUGAUAUGUGGCAAGAAUUGAACUUGAAGACAAUAGGGAUUCCUAUCACUGAUGGAAACAAUUGUUGCAAAGUUGUGAUAACGUCUCGAAUCCGAGGUGUGUUGGAAAUGAUGCAUGUUGAUAGAUAUGUUCCAAUGCAAGUAUUAUUAGAGAAAGAAGCAUGGGCCCUAUUCAAGAUGAAGGUGGGUAAUUCUGUUGACUCUCAUGAACUCCAUGAUAUAGCUGAUGCAGUCUGUAAAGAGUGUGGAGGCUUGCUAGUUGCUAUACUUGCAGUAGGAGCCGCAUUGAAAGAUGCUAAUAUUUCAAUUGAAGUGUUGGCGAGACACUGCACAGCGAGAAGUUUGCUUAUUUCAAUUGAAGUGUUGGCGAGACACUGCACAGCGAGAAGUUUGCUUGAAAAAAACACAAAUACACUAAGAAAAGCAAGCCGUCGAGUGCUUACAGUGGUCGAUGUCCUCAAAGAUGCUUGUUUGCUAUUAGAAGGUGAAUAUGAAAACUUUGUCAAAAUGCAUGAUGUUAUUCGAGAUGUUGCUCUUUCAAUUGCGAAAGAUGAUGGCAAGGAAAUUCUAGUAAAACAUGGUGUCAAAGAGUGGCCCGAGAAAGAUACAUGCAAAUCUUCCUCAGCAAUCUCGUUAAGUUUCGACAACACUCUUGAGCUUCCGGAUGAUUUGGUAUGUCCACAACUCCACACCUUGACCAUACUAGGUACCUAUCCUUUGCUUAAUGUUCCAAAUAGGUUUUUCAGUAGAAUGGAGAAACUUACAAUUUUAGAAUUGAGUAGCAUCUGUAUGUUGCCUCAUUUGUCUCUUGCUAAUUUGGUUAACCUUCGGAUGUUACGGUUAGAUUAUUGUGAGUUGGGAGACAUAGCUAUACUCAAGGAUCUAAAUAACAACCUUGAAAUAUUCGAGGUUCUAAUAUCGAGGUUGAAAUAUCUCUUCUCCCUGUCCUGUGCAAAAGGAUUUCCACGACUUCAGUUCCUGGAAAUAUGGAAUUGUGAAAUGAUGGAAGCAAUAGUUGGAAUUGAAGAAGAAAAAGAUGAAGAUGAACUCUCAAGUCAGGUUACAUUCCCUGCCUUGGAGAGUUUGACUAUUGAUGGACUAACAAUGAUAACAAAGAUAUGGGAUAGGAAAUUACUUCCAUUAGAGUCUUUUCGACAAUUGAGAAGCAUGACCAUCCGGAGCUGUGAGAAACUGGUGAAUGUCGGUUUGUCCAUUAUGCCUCGACAAUUACCAAAACUAGAACACCUUCACGUUAGUUAUUGUCAAGAGUUGAAAGUAACAGUAUUAAAGAAUGGGGGGGAAGAAGAAGACAAAGAAGAAAACAACAAUAAUACCAACUCGUUCCUUCAACUAAGGAGUUUGACACUUGAAGAUUUGUAG